AUGAAAUUUGUGCUGAACUGGAUACUCCUUUACCUUGUAGCCUGCGGAACUUCAUCCAAAAAUGCGCAACACAAAAGGGAGUACACCGUGAGACAGAAGAACUGGGUGGGCACCCCCCAUUCUGUGAUACUUUACAAAAAGUGUAAAAAUAAAAAGAGGAACUUCGGGGACAACCUGCAAAAUUUUCCAAACAGAAAAUGUUUCCCCAAAUGGGAAAGGGAAAAUGAAAAAAGUGGAGUGCCAAUCAGGAGAGUGCUUAACAAUAGAGCGUUCCUCCACAACGGAACGCUUCUCAACCAUGGGGCGCCUGUUAUCAAAAUGCGUUUUGCCCCCAAAAGAGGAAAACCGAGCAGCCAUUUGGGGCCCAUACAGCAAAUGAGUAGCGCAAACCAGAAGGUACAUCCUUUUGUAGUACCAGGGGACACACAGCAGAGUGAAGUAAACGCAGAGAAAAGCAUCUUCUCAAGCCUAUAUUCCCAAAUGCUUGAAAAGAGUAAGCAUAAAAAUAACAUAUUAAAUGAUGUAAGCAAACUUUUUAAGGUAAUACGAGAGUGUAAACACAUAUUUUUUUUAGGCUUCCUCCUAACGAUAAUUUCCUCAGUAGUCGAUUCGUACAUUCCGAUCUUUCUGUCCAGAACGAUAACCUACGUGAUGAAUAAAAGUGUUGUAGUUUCCCAAGGGAAAUACACACCAAUUGUGAAUUCCUUCCUUUCCAAAUUCCCAUUCAACAACCCCUUCUACGCAUAUAUAUCUGUUUCUCUGAUCAGCUUAUUACUUUCUUCCGUACGGUCGUAUAUCUUUAACAUAUGCGCAUAUAUAAGCACGAACAAACUGCAGAAUUACCUAUUUAGAGUGUUGCUACAUAAGCACAUUAGCUACUUUAAAAAAAGGGGCAAGGGGGAAUUGAUUAGUAGACUAAACAUUGACUCCACUGAACUGAUCGACAUAUUUACAACAAACAUGAUUGUUCUCUUACGAAAUGUAAUAAAGACAGUAUUGUCCUUUUACUUUUUGUACAAAAUUAAUGUGUACCUCUUUGUGGUGUCUCUUUUCAUCGUUCUAACCAUUACUAACAUAUCAAUAUUUUUCUCUAGCAUAUUUCGCAAACUCGCAAAAGAAGAAAGUAACGUCGUGGCAUACUCAAACAAUAUCGUAGAAGAAUCCAUUGAUAAUUUAUCCCUCAUAAAUAGUUUUAACACACACAGGAAGGAGAUUACCAAGUUUAAUCGCUCCUUAGAUGCCAUAUAUACCAGCAGAAUGAAAUUAGGUCUUCUCUACAUUAUAGAAAAGCUCCUAAUCAGAUUAAUAGACAUGAUAACACUUGUAGUCACCCUGGUAUUAAGCAAAAAGACGUUAAAGAGUAACAUCCACGUAGAUUCCAGAACUGCCAUAUCGUCGGUUAUGUACAUGCAAAACAUCAUUGCACAGUCAUGCACCAUAGAACAGCAAUAUUCCAGAGUGCAGGAACUCAUAGGAAAUGCCGAAGAUAUUAUAAAGAUGAUUGAAAAGGAUUCGGCCCGUGGUAACACCAGCAGGUUUGCAUCGAAUAAGUGUACCGGCCUAAAUUUCCUAAACUUUUUGGACUUAAAAAAUACCAUCUUUAAAUAUUCUCUUAUCAAAAAAUUUCAAGCCAUCCAAAAAGACGCCGAAUACGUUACCACUCAUGUUAGGCCCAAUUAUUUAAAACUCUUCGAAAGGAACUAUAACAACCUGCGAAAGUUUUUACCCGACUAUAAAUGCAGCUUGAGGGAUGAUUCAGGGGGUGAACUCCCCUAUAUCGAAGAAAAAAGCGUUGAAAAUUCCACUCUUGGAAAUAUUCGCGACAAUGUAACGAAUAAUCACCAUGCAAGCACAAAUAGGACGAAUAACACCACGUGUAAUGAAUUCCCCCCAUGUGAUCCCCCCCAGGAGGUGGCAACUUCGAACCUUGCCGCUAACGAGGCGAUGAUGGGGAAAGACCCCAUUACAAUGUUGAAGGGACAGAUUCAGUUAGGUUCUCCUCCUCCCCCACCUCUAACCGGCACAUAUGACACCCUCAACACGGGCGAAAAAAUUGCGCCCAAAUUAAAAAAAAAUAAACCCCAAAUGAACAUACAAGAAAUAUAUAGCUACAUAAAAAACGACCAUCAACUUAUAAUCAAGCAAAAGCUGGACAAAAAAUUUAUACAUUUCCUAAAAACGAAAUAUAAGAAAAAUAUUAUAUCGUUAAUUUUAAAGUUAUAUGAAGAGCGACACCAAUCUGUGAGUGAGGAACUCCUUUUCAUGUUUGACAAUGUCGGUUCAUUCAAGAGGCUAUCCAUGCACGAUAAAAAAAGCAUCCUAAAAAUGAGCAACAUAACGAACAACACACUGUAUGUCAUAUUGCUCACUUUCCUCUUUUACAACUACUCGAAAUUUUACUACAAGAGGAAGAAAAAGACUCCAGUCAAUCUGCUGGAGAAGAAGUCGAAAAUGGGAUUGGCUACCUCAACCUCGAGCAAAACCCUUUCCCUUGACUGCGUAAAUGAUGUGGACCACGUAACCCUAGAUGGCAUCAACAUGAAUGACGUUCUGAGCGACACCACCAUCACGGAAAUGCAACAGGAUAAUGCACACAACGCAUGUAACAACGAAGAUGGCGCCUUGGAUUAUAGCAAUACAGUGACCAACUCAGGUGACAAAGAAAACUUGGAUGACUCACUCAAACAUAGUGAAGUGAAUACCUCCAUCGAAAUUGAAGAUAACGCAGAAGCAGCUUCCAAUAUUCGCGCAGCAGAACCUACCCACACAUAAUUGGAAAUUUUAAAAUUUAUCGACGAAAAUUACAAACACAUAAACGAAAACUUAAUCCUAGAUAAUGUCAAAGACGACAAAAAGGGGAGUAGCUUAAUUUUCGAAAAUGUAGAUUACUACUAUGCAAAAUUUCCAAAAAAUAAAAUUUUGUCAAAUAUUAAUUUGAAUUUCACUAAUAAGUAUAUCUACGGAAUUCUCUGUUAUAAUGACAGCGGGAAGGAUGAUCUGUCCAAGUUGUGCACACGGCUGUAUACCAAAACGUAUGGGAAUAUUCUCUUAGACAAUGAAAAUAUAGAAAACAUCUCCAAGUACAUACUGACAAGGAAAAUUUCCCUAGUGGAGGAAGAUACCUACCUGUUCAGCGAUAGCAUAAUCUACAACAUACUGUACUCCUACAAUUGCAGGACAAAGGCAAAUAAAUAUUUGUCCUACUUCAAUUACACUUUUGGGUUAAAUAAAAACAGCAUAAACAGCUGCGUACAUUUGUUCCCAUCGGAUGGUGACCUCCUCGGGGUGAAUGAGGAAAAAGCUGAGAAAAAGAUCCAAGGAAUAAAUUCCCCCAGUAAAGGAGACCCUCCCCCUGCGGACACCGAAACGACGCAAGCGAACUACCCCUCCCCUCAAUUUAAAAAAUGCCUAAUGUGCGGGAAUGACGUAAAUAUGAAACAGCUCGAUGAGAAAAAAAAAAAAAAAAAAAGUUACAACAAAUAUAAAGUACAUUUCGUGAAGAAGUUAUAUAAAGAAAUUAUUAAGGUUUCCAAAAUUGUCUGCAUAGACGAUUUGAUCAGUUCCUACAAGGACAAAUUUUUUCACAACAUUAAUGAGAAAACUUUGUCAGGUGGACAAAAGCAAAAAAUUUCCCUAGCUAGGGCUAUCAUAAAAAAGCCCAAAAUACUAAUUUUAGACGAAGCAUUCAGCGCCCUCGAUUCUGCAAAUGAGUUGAAAAUUUUCUCAAGUAUAAAAAGUUACCUGCCCAACUCUACGAUCAUAAAUCUUUCCCAUAAAAUUACGACAAUUGAUCGAUGCGAUUACAUUUAUGUUUUGAAAGACGGGAAAAUUAUUGAGCAUGGUUUAAGGACCAAACUGAAGGAAAACAAAAACAGCGAGUACUACAAAAAGAUGAGCGAGUUUUAG
Plasmodium coatneyi is the source of this 3906-nucleotide messenger RNA. Its product is annotated as ATP-dependent transporter. Gene Ontology annotation, cellular component: membrane. The transcript is spliced from 2 exons. Gene Ontology annotation, molecular function: ABC-type oligopeptide transporter activity; ATP binding. Lineage: Eukaryota; Apicomplexa; Aconoidasida; Haemosporida; Plasmodiidae. Bases 1 to 2772 code for a protein of 923 amino acids. The record is from RefSeq and is a predicted model, not a curated record. Gene Ontology annotation, biological process: transmembrane transport.